Molecule: messenger RNA, 1176 nt
Organism: Microdochium trichocladiopsis
Lineage: Eukaryota; Fungi; Ascomycota; Sordariomycetes; Xylariales; Microdochiaceae
Exons: 2
Coding region: 1-1176 (391 amino acids)
Source: RefSeq, a predicted model, not a curated record
AUGACCGAAUACAGAAUCAAGACAACGGCGUCUGGCCGACCCCGAUUCGUCCGAUCGCAAUCAUACUCCCAUCCGCGCCAUCAUCAUCUACGCCACCACCUACCACACCUCCACCACGACCACAGCGACGGGCUGGAUCAUCAUCAUCUUGUCGACCAUCUCUUUCCUCAUGACCACUACUAUCAUGUGGAAUAUCGUCGUGGCCAGCACCACCACCAACAGCGUCCAAAGUGCCCGACAGACUGCGCCUGCAUCACCCGGGACGAAUGGGCCAACCUCCUAAAGCAAAACCGCCACUACGUCGUCCUGGCCGGCAGCUUACAGGAGGAAAUUUCCAAGCUCAAGAAGAAGGUCGAGGCUGCGGCAGACGCCAAAGCUGCCGCAGACAAGGAAAACCAAAAGCUUCUCGGCAGUAAUGCAGAGCUCGCAGCGGCGGUGAGGAAGCUUCAGGAGGAGAACGCGGAGCUUCGCCGAUGCCUCGCCGCACACAAGGAAGGCGACAGCAGCCUUAUCGAGAGUCUGCGCCGUCGGAUCCGGGACCAGCUGAUCGAGCUCGACGGCAAGAAUGCCUUUAUCCGCAACCUGGAAAGCAGAAUCGAUGAUCUCAAAAAGGAGAUAUUCGGCAUGAAACACCGCUACAAACACCGACACGACUACCACCAGCAUCAUCAUCACAGCUCCUGUCGCUGCCGCAGCUGCCGCAAGAAGGAGGACAAGAAAGCCGGCACGGACGGUGGCGGCGGCGACAGCAGCUCAGACGACCAGUCCGGCGGCGACCGCAAGCCGAGCAGGAGCUAUCUCAAGAGGAAGAUUGGCGAGCUCGAGGUCUCUGUGGGCCUGUGGCAGCACAAGGCCGAGUUCGCGGAGAAGCGCUCGCGCGAGCUGCAGGCCAGGUCGUGCGGCAGACGGAGAUCGCGGAUCGUUUUCGUCACCGCGUACACCGGCUUGAAGAUCGGCUCGGCUGUCGCGAGAGGGGUGUUUGGUUUACUUGAUUUCGGCUGGGAGGUGUACUGCAAGCUCAAGGAGCUUGAGGAGGAGGUGGGCGAGCGCGAGCGCGAGCACGCCGACAGUUCGGUCGACGCGGACGCCGACACCGAUAAUGGUCCCGCUCAUGCCGUUGAGGAUGAUGGAAGUGUGGUCUGGAGCGACACUGAUGACGCCGGCGCCGACGACUAA